UGGUGGUUUGUCAUCCAUCAUCGUCCGCAGUCGGAUCAGUCUAUAGCGAGAAGUGGGGGAGCAGAGAAAAAAAAAUCGAAGUUUUUCGCGAGAUUGAUAAAACGCUAUUUUAUUGUGGCUGUGGGUCCGCAGCACGGGUUUCCGCGAGUGUCCAUUACGGAACGAAAAUCUAAUUGAAGUCAUUGCUAAACGCGCUGGCUGUUGACGGCCACGGGACAAUUACAUGUCGUAAUUGUGCGUAUCGUUGCGCUUCGGUGAGAGAAAAAACAAGACCCGAUUUCGAUCGAACCCAUCAGUUCGCAGCCAGUGGGGCACGGAUGGUGUGUGUGUAAUGAAUUGAGUUUUUGUUUUGGGGAGUGAUUUUUCGGGAUUUUCUCCGUCGCGAAAAUCGGUGCAAGGUGGGGGACAGUUUCACCCGGAAAAGACUGGGCUAAUUGGAGGACGGGAAAGUAGUCGGUGAAAAUGUAUCAGAGCGCCUGCAGUGCCGCUGCCGGUGGCUGCGCGGAACCGGAACGAACCGAUCGGGAUGGACUGAUAACGCACGAAUCGGCGGUCGCCCCGGUGGAACAUGACUACAGUGGAUUCGAUAUCGUGAAAGCGACGCAGUACGGUGCCAUUGGUCGAGUGAAGGAACUGAUAGAAGCUGGGUGGGAUGUCAAUCAACCGGAUAGUGAAACGGUGACACUUUUGCACUGGGCGGCCAUCAACAACCGGAAGGACAUUAUUAAGUAUUUCCUGGACAAAGGCGCAAUUGUGGAUGCCGUGGGUGGAGAACUUAAUGCCACACCACUGCAUUGGGCCACGAGACAGGGUCAUUUGGGAGCGGUAGUUUUGCUGCUGGCAGCUGGAGCCGAUCCGAGUUUACGAGAUGCGGAAGGUUGUUCCUGUAUUCACUUGGCCGCACAGUUUGGACACACUGCCCUGGUGGCAUAUUUCAUAGCUCGGGGAGUCAAUCCGGAUCUACAGGAUCGAGGAGGCAUGACUGCAUUGAUGUGGGCUGCCUGGAAGAUCUCCGCAUUGGAUCCGGUUCGAUUGCUGCUGACCCUCGGAGCAAAUCCCAGCCUCGCGGAUCACACUCACGGGAAUACCGCCCUGCAUUGGGCCAUACUUGCUCGCAAUGCCACCGUCGUCAGUACCUUGAUCCUUAAGGGAAAAGCCAGUUUGGAAGUUCCGAACCUGAGAGGGGACACUCCGCUGACGAUGCUCCAACCGCACCUGGGCUCCAUCUGGAUCGGAUCCAAAGUGUCGGAGAAGAUCCGGGAUCUUACGCAACAGUCCCAACGUCGCAACCUGCUCGUUCGCUUUACUCUGGAUAAGCGCUUCCGCUGGUGGAGCAUGAUCGCAACCCCGUUCCUAGUGUUCUACCUGGCCGGGCUGAUCUUUUGCGCGGAAACCUUGAUCAUCAUCAAAGUGUUCCUGCUGGGUUGCCUGUACGCCUUGUCCCACACCAUUGGUCAGACGCUGUUCGACGAAACGUUGAUGGCGCUGCUUCCCCUAAGCGUCUACAUGGCCACCAAGGCGUGGUUCUACGUGACCUGGUUGACCUACAUUGCUCCGACGGUGUCAUUCCUGGCGUCGGUUUCGUUCCUGACUUGCAGCGCCGGGCUGUGGGUGUGCUUCCUGAAGUCCUGGCGAGGCGACCCGGGCGUUAUCCAACCUACACAGGAGCAGCGAUUCAGGACCAUUAUCGAACUGUCGGAACGCGGUGGCGGUGGUUUCGAACCGUCUGCUUUCUGCUCCGCCUGCUUGGUACGCCGUCCGGUUCGAUCGAAGCACUGUUCCGUGUGCGAUCGCUGCGUUGCCCGGUUCGAUCAUCACUGCCCUUGGGUUGGCAACUGUAUCGGCGCCAAAAAUCACAAAUACUUUAUGGGAUUCCUCUGGAUGUUGAUGGUCAUGUGCUGCUGGAUGUUGUACGGAGGCGCAAACUUCUACGUACAGGCUUGCAGUAUUAACAUGGAUGAAGUUUUGUCAGGUCUGUGGAAUGCAAUCGUUGCGAUCGGGUCCUGCAAUCCAUGGGUCGGCUGGGUGAUGGCCAAUGCCCUUCUUCACAUGUCCUGGGUGACUGUGCUGACAAUUUGCCAGACCUAUCAGGUCGUGUGUCUGGGAAUGACAACGAACGAACGAAUGAAUCGAGGACGUUAUCGCCACUUCCAGGCCAAGGGUGGCAAGAGUCCGUUCUCUCGUGGUCCCAUUAAAAAUCUGUUCGAUUUUAUGGAAUGUAGCUGCUUUGGGUUGGUGAAACCGUUGAAAACGGACUGGAUGCAGUAUUUCGACUUUGAUAAGCACGUGGAACAUGAACCAUUACUUCGACCGGACAACUUUCAGUAUGUCUGAAGAAAGCAGACGGAAACUGCAGCGGGAGAGAAUGAAACCGAAGAGAAAACAAAAGAAGAAAUCGCCCCUGGAACUGGACUUGGAGUCGGAUCUGAAACGACAGGUGAUCGAGAGGAUGCUCCAGAACGGUUUGAAGAGCAAACUGAUCUGACGAUUGCUGUUGCUGAUGGGAUAGCCAUGGUUUGAGGGUGUAGAAGCGCCCGGUUUUCGUUUUACUUUUCGUUCAAGAUUGCUACUCGCUGCUAGGUUUCCCUUUUCGGAAUGUGAUUUUAAGUUGUAUCAGGUGAAAGAAAGAACAAAGAAAGGCUUUAGAUAGGCAUGUUAAGGUAAUGAUAGUUGAAUGUGCUUAAAUGUGUAGAAUCCUGUGUUGUAAAAUGGUUGAUCAACCAACAAAGUGGGCAAAAGACACGAAAUAUAUAUUUGGUAUAUAUUUAUUGCGAAUGGAUAGUACAGAUGUUUAAGCAAUAGAAAUGCAGUUAUAGUGCGUUAGAUAGAUUGUAAAUGUUUCCCCAAAAAAUAGUUAUAACGGAGAUAUAGGAGGACACAUUUUUAUUCAUUUUUUCAAAACUUAUCAUCGUGCUACCCAUUUGAUGUGUAUUAAAAAGUAGAAGCCGACAUAUAGAUACCUUUCCCGGAUUAUACGAACACCAACCUGAAUAAUUAACGCAAUAUGCAUGUGUGAAUCUGCUUAAGAAGCCGAAGCAACAGUCAAUUGACUUAACUUUUUGUUUAGUAUUUAUGAAAAAAAUGCGUCAAAAUUUUAAUUUUUAUUACAGACUGAUAGUUGCUUUGGCUUGGGGUAAAAUUUCCUCCAUUCGUGAACAUUUGCGUGAUUGAAACAAAUUCCUUAAACACCACCUUGCACCCAUAAAAUAAUAGGAAUUAAGUGUUUAUCCAUGCUUCUAUUUUUAGAAUGUAAGGAGACCUAAACUGUUGCUGUAUCUUAAUCAUGAGCCGUUGUGCUUAGCGAAGCACAUUUAUUCCCAAAUGCCAGGAACAGCUGAAAAGAAUGGAAAAUCCAACUCUUCCGUAUCGUAGAGCGUUAAAAGAACAGCAAAUACCGAUUAGCACUUUGGUCACCAGAACUCUAUACGUAUUAUCGAAUGCUGCAAUUAGUCCAUGUUGAAUGUUAGAAAUGCAAAAUUGAUUAAUAAUUUCGCUAUUUUGUCAAAAUACAAAAAAAAAUACGUUCAGAACAAAGCGUAAUCGGUGCCGUUCGACAAUCAAUAGACUGGCAUUAAAUUCACUCUAGUUUUUGAACAUUUAUUUGGAUUAUUAGUUUAGCAAAAACUCAAGCAAGAUGUGACGCCGUUAUGCAAAUAGUACUAGACAAGUGGUAGAAAAUAGAUGCACUGCAUACUGUUGAGAGGUCGCAUUUACAGUUAUUUUGGAAAGCAAAUAAAAUCGCGAAGCCACUUUGUCCAACGUUACACAGUCUAGUCAUGUAUGUAAGUUUUACACUGUAGAUGCGAGUGUGCGUUAGAUGGAUUGGAAAAAUAUACAGGCAACCAUCGAUGAGAUCCUUUGCUAAUUUGUAUACUGAAAUUGUCGGUACAAUAGAUCAUGGUAAUCCCCACCCAGAUUUUUAUCACUAAAACUGAUAAUAAAAAAGAUCAAAAACACAUCAAUGAUCAGAAUAUCUAUGAAAAAACUUUAACUUAGUAUAACAUGUGUCCUGAGAAAAAUCUUACAAAAAGUAAACAUGAAAACGAUCCAGAUAACACCACUCAACUCAACGAAUACGAACAGCACUUGAUUCGGAAAGGUAUACAUAUAUCAUUACAACAAUGAAAGCAAACAACAUUCUCUUUACUCCCAGUAUAUAUGUAUAAAAAAAAACAAUAGAAUUGAAUUCCCGACUGCAAGUCCACAAUUUCAACUAUAAUAGAUAUAGAAAGUGAACUCAUCACAGAGAGAAACAUAUAAAUACAAAGUUCUACACUUCUAUCCGCACAUUGAUUGCACACGCGUAUGUGUAUAAGUUAAAUAAAAGUGAAAAAUAUA
This is a messenger RNA of Aedes albopictus (Asian tiger mosquito), 4338 nucleotides long. It is a transcript of the gene Hip14, whose product is annotated as palmitoyltransferase Hip14. The record is from RefSeq and is a predicted model, not a curated record. NCBI's taxonomy places the organism in Eukaryota, Metazoa, Arthropoda, Insecta, Diptera, Culicidae. Gene Ontology annotation, molecular function: protein binding; palmitoyltransferase activity. Gene Ontology annotation, cellular component: Golgi membrane. The transcript is spliced from 4 exons. Bases 463 to 2334 code for a protein of 623 amino acids. Gene Ontology annotation, biological process: protein palmitoylation.